UCAGCCGAAGUGGAGGGAUUGCAAGUGACUGUACCUGAGAAGAAGAAGGUGGCCAUGUUGUUUCAGCCUGCUCUCCUUCGCUGCCAUUUCUCUACUUCUUCCACCCAACCAGCUGUGGUACAGUGGAGGUUUAAAUCUUACUGCCAGGACAGGAUGGGAGAAGCCUUGGGUAUGGCAACUUCUGGCUUACAAACGAUGAGCAAGAGGAACCUGGACUGGGAUCCCUACCUAGACUGUGUGGACAGCCGGAGGACAGUCCGUGUUGUGGCUUCCAAACAAGGAUCUGCCGUCACAAUAGGGGACUUCUAUAAGGAAAGAGAUGUCAGCAUUGUCCACGAUGCAGACCUUCAGAUUGGGAAGCUGAUGUGGGGAGACAGUGGGCUCUAUUACUGCCUUAUUAUCACACCUGAUGAUGUGGAGGGCAACAACGAAGAGUCGGUGGAGCUACUUGUACUUGGCAGGACAGGGCUGCUUGCUGAUCUCUUGCCCAGUUUUGCUGUGGAGAUUAUGCCAGAAUGGGUCUUUGUGGGCCUGGUGAUCCUUGGGGCGUUCCUGUUCUUCCUCCUGGUUGGGAUCUGCUGGUGCCAGUGCUGCCCACACAGCUGCUGCUGCUACAUMCGCCUGCCCUGCUGUCCUGAGUCGUGCUGCUGUCCCCGGGCGUUGUACGAAGCAGGCAAGGCCGCAAAAGCUGGAUACCCUCCUGUGGUCUCCUCCAUGCCAGGUCCAUAUUACAUCCCCACUGUUCCUGUAGCUGGUGUACCGUCUCCUGCUGUGCUGAUGGAUAAGUCGCACCCCCCUCCGUUGGCCCCGAGUGAGACCAGUGGAGGAAGCCAAAAUGCAGUGCGCAAAGGAUACAGAAUCCAGACUGACAAGGAAAGGGAUUCCAUGAAGGUGCUGUACUAUGUGGAGAAAGAACUGGCUCAGUUCGAUCCAGCUAGGAGGAUGCGAGAACGAUAUAACAACACCAUCUCUGAACUCAGCUCUUUGCACGAGGAGGACUUGAACUUCCGUCAGCCCUACCGUCAAGUGCGAAGGAAACCUCUUCCUCCUUCAGGGGACGUGGAUGGGGACGCUGAAUACUGGGCAGGAGUGAUUGGUGGGGGCAGCACGUCAAGGUCACAGGCUGUCCCUGAUUACAGAGAUGAGAGGGACAGUUACYGGCACAGCCAGCAGAGAUCCAAGUCUGAGAUGCUGUCUCGUAAGAGUUUCUCUGUAGGAGUGCCGGCUGUCUCCAUGGACGAGCUGGCAGCCUUUGCAGAGUCCUACAGCCAGCGGACCCGUCGAGCAGACAGCCAGGACAUGCGGCGCUUUGAGCGCUCAGAGUCACACGGUGGCCGGAGCGGAGGGCUGCCCCACCAGGACAGCUCCAUGGAAGAGUACUACACCAAGCGUAGCAGAGGGAAUCGAGAGCCAUUGACGGACUCGGAUCGGGGCUGGUCAUAUAGCCCACCCCGGAGACGGGCCCAUGAGGAGAAGCAUCUACCCAGGCUGGUGAGCCGGACACCGGGAGGGAGCCAGAAGUAUGAUCACUCCUACCUCAGCAGUGUCUUGGAGAGGAAGUCCCGGAGCUACGAUGAGAGCGGUGACCAUUGUGAAACCCCUACAAAGUUGAGCUCACAACCCAGCCAGAGAGGAGGGGGAACCUAUUAUGCCUGGUCACCACCCUCUACCUACAAAUCCGAGCAGUCACAACAGUCGCAGCAGUCAUCAUCACCACCUCAGCAGGAGGAAGAAGAGGACACCCUGCCCCCAUACAGUGAGAGAGAGCUGAGCCGAGGCCCUUCRUACAGGGCCAGGGAGCAGGCCUACCUCAAUGCCUCCGACAAGAAGAGGAAGAAGGACCCCAAGAAAACAAAUGAUUUCCCCACAAGGAUGUCCCUUGUGGUUUGAAGUUGUUGGCGGACAUACCRUGUUGACGGGCUGCAUACCAUGAGGUGACUGCGGUGGAAAAGAUACAGAUCAACAAGCAAAACAGGCCCCUGUGAACCUCCACAGCCACCAGUCAUAGACUGUUUGUUUCAGUUGUUAGUUUCGUCAGGGGAGCAGAGGCUUUCAUGAGGGACAGAUUCCUAAUAACUGCGCUCAAUCACAGAGACUCUGGGAGUCUGCCAGGAAAAGGAGGCCGGGGCUUUCUUUGGCACCCUGCUUCUCAGUACCUGCUAUUCUGUGCUGGAAGGCAGCCAAGUCCAUACUAUUCCCACAUCCCUGAACUGUCUUUGUGCCUCUUGCCCUGUGUCAUCCGCAGAGAGAGGCCUGUCUGCAUACCUCUCGAUCUCACUGUCUCUUCUCUAUCUGGAUCAAAAUUGCCUCCAUACUUAAAGCCUUUUCUAUAUCAUCCCCAUGCUGUGAGGAGGCCUUUUUCUAACAGCUGCAGGCUGCCUCCAGUUGCUCGGGCCCUAGAUCUUGAGAGCAAAUCUACAUCCUUUCAGACACUAUAGAAAAGGACUGAUGAGGUGUUACCUUGGCAAGAGCUGAACAGAAAGAGAGAGACAAGUAUGGGCUAGUUUGUUCAAUAUAUUUAGUUCUGUUCAUACCGUGAUGAGAGUGCAAGUGAGACUGCAUUGUUUUGAAAGUGGAUCAAAGUAGCUUUUAUUGUAAUGAGAGCAUGAUGUGUUUCCCUCCCCUCCCUUCCCCAGCUGUGAUUUGUUUUGGGUACAGUUGCAUUUCCUUGCAGCUGAGCUAUGACCUGUAGAGCUUCAAGCUGGAAUAUUUUACUCUAUCAUAUCAUAAGCAGUGCUCUAGCUUUGCUGGUGUUCUGCUCCCAGUGCCACCAGACCUCUCUGCAUAGUGGGCUUUUUGUUUUAGAGAAGCAAAAUGGAGGAAGUUUUGGUGAGAAGAAGAAAACGGCAGAUCUUGGUUCUGUGCUAUUGGACUACACCUUUCUGGUCAUUGUUCCAAGACAUCAAAGAGAGGAGUAACAGUAAUGGAAAAAUGAUUAACACUGUGGAUGAACACAGGAUUUGGAAGUUACUUUUAAUUACAACCAUUUCAUUCACUUCAAUUGUGACCUGAUUUUAGUGGCUCUUGUCUCAGGAACAGCUGAAUUGAAUGUGAGGUGAGUGCUUCACACCACUCAGAAGCUUGACAUUCUGAUUUUCAAAGAGUAUAAUGCAGCCAUUUAUUUUUUGGCUGCUAAAUUAGAAUGAAAUUUGUGUGAAGGAAGAUGAUCAGAAUGACAUUUUAAUAUCCAGUGUUUUGAGUCCUAUGAGGCCUAGAAGUAAGUUAGCACUUUAUUAUGACGUUAUCAGCCUCUGAAGUGCGAUCUCUCUUGUUACUCUGGAAAUUUGGGAGCUAACUGGCCUCAAGUUAGGUGCUCGCUCUAGCAGUGCUGAUCGGAACACUGGAUUUAUUAACAUAGCUGCAAUUCUUCAUAAAAAUUAAAUUCAUUUCUGUAUUACUCCUUUGCCAUAUCAGUUCACCGUGAGUGGAUUGGGGGAAAGAAAGAAAAAUCUCUAAGGAACUGAUGAUGUUACUGUACUCAUGCUUGAAGGUAAAUGGCUAUGAGGCUCUCUUCUAACCCCAUGCUUCUCUAGUGAUGUGUAGCUUUGUAAAGCCCAGUCCAGGGUCUCCCUGACCAGAGAAGGGUUAGUUUGGAGGGGCGUACUGUAUCUGGGUCUAUCUGCCCUGUUUUAUUGCUGGAGAUAAUAAAUUGUAAGUAUUUUCAUCUUUUCUCAUCUUCAGUGUGUUUCCAGGAAAUCAUAGCGCAGUUAAAUAAGGGGUAGAGGGUGGUUUCUAUUUGAGAUCACUAAGGCCAUGCUAACUGUACAGAGCUACAUUACAUGUCAUUUUAAAUUAAACAUUUCAYACCAGACAUGAGGAUACUGACACACACACACACAUAAAAUAUAUGUUGACAUUUUGUUAGUCUGAAAACUCUGGGAGCGUGAAUUUAAAGGGAAUUUAAAUUGACAUAUCCUUUUCAUCAGACAUCCAGCACACCCAAGGAAGCGUUUUACAUGGAAAUUUGAAAGUGCUUUUGCAACAAUGACUAUGUCAGAGCAGGGCCAAAACAAUGAUUUAAAGGUCUCUAGAGACUUGAAUCUUUUAAAUCAUUUUGAAAGCUGGAGCUUUGAAAACGUGCGUCUUACCUCAGUUGUGUCAUCCCUUAUUUCAGUCACUGUAGAGUUUUAUUUGAGCAGGCCCCCAGGAAUGAGCUAUAUAUUAUUAAAAAUAUGAUCCUUCUCAUUUAUUUGGAUCAGUUUUGAUUACUUGAUGCUGGUGUUGUAGGGCAUUUGGACACUAAAUUUCAGGAGCUGCCAUUUUAGUUAUUUAGUUUAUAAAAAGGUAGUUGUAAUUCUUUCAAGAAGCCUGUUUUAAUUGCACAUUAAAACUGUAAAACUGUCCAACGUUUUGCUUGAAACCAAGUACCUGGAAAAGUACUGAAGUUUUUGAUGAAGACAGAAUUACUUACUGACUAGUGGUUCUACAAAUUUUACCAGAUGAACAAAAAAUUUCAGCCUCCAGAAAAGAGCAGGUUGUAAUUCCCUAAAGUUGGAUGCAGACAGCACCUAUCACUUUGCUCUGUCCUUCGUCCAGAUCUUAGAUUUCCUGCACACUUUAUUGGCAAAUCCAUACCUUCCUAUACAAAUGUGAAGGAUUUUUCGAUUACUGAUGUCUAUCCU
Messenger RNA from Nothoprocta perdicaria, 4622 nucleotides. RefSeq names its product immunoglobulin like domain containing receptor 2 (gene ILDR2). Gene Ontology annotation, biological process: pancreas development. The annotation marks the transcript as partial. The transcript has 9 exons. NCBI's taxonomy places the organism in Eukaryota, Metazoa, Chordata, Aves, Tinamiformes, Tinamidae. Gene Ontology annotation, cellular component: membrane. The record is from RefSeq and is a predicted model, not a curated record.